CUUCCGUAAAGCAAACUCAUAGGGCGCCGCCAUUUUGGUUUACGAACCAGCCUGCGACCCGCAGGGGUCCUCACCCCCUCCCUUCCUCCUCUUAGGUGUCUUCAUAAAAUGCCUGUGGAGAACCCCCUCUUUUUUCGCUCCGCUCCCAAGAUGGCGUCGAUGCGGGAGAGCGACACCGGCCUGUGGCUGCACAACAAACUAGGCUCUACGGACGAACUGUGGGCGCCGCCGAGCAUCGCCUCGUUGCUCACGGCGUCGGUGAUCGACAACAUCCGCCUCUGUUUUCACGGCCUCUCCUCGGCCGUCAAGCUGAAGUUGCUGCUAGGGAUGCUGCACCUGCCCCGCCGGGCGGUGGAUGAGAUGAAGGGGGCACUGACUGAAAUUGUCCAGCUCGCUACCUUGGAUUCAGACCCCUGGGUCUUAAUGGUAGCUGAUAUUUUAAAAUCCUUUCCAGAUACUGGCUCCCUUAACCUUGAUCUUGAAGAGCAGAAUCCCAAUGUUCAAGAUAUUUUAGGAGAACUUAGAGAAAAAGUAAGUGAAGGUGAAACAUCAGCUAUGUUGCCGUUGGAAUGCCAGUACUUAAACAAAAAUGCCUUGACAACACUAGCGGGGCCACUUACCCCCCCAGUCAAACACUUCCAGCUGAAAAGGAAACCUAAAAGUGCCACUCUCCGAGCUGAACUCUUGCAGAAGUCAACAGAAACUGCUCAACAGCUCAAGAAGACUGCAGGAGUGCCUUUUCAUGCCAAGGGCAGGGGACUGGUCAAAAAGAUUGAUACAACAACACCACUCAAAGGAAUACCAAAACAAGCUCCAUUCAGGAGUACUUCAGCACCUAGUGUAUUUAACCCUUCUGGAAACAGAAAUCCUAUUCCUCCUUCAAGAACGCCUUUGCGUAAAGAAAGAGGAGUAAAGCUUUUAGAAUUCUCUGAGCUGGAUAUGGUAGGUGCUGGCCGUGAAGCAAAGAGAAGAAGAAAGACAUUAGAUACAGAAGUGGUGGAAAAGCAAGCCAAAGAAGAAACGGUAGUAGAAAAUGCUACUCCAGAUUAUGCUGCUGGCCUUGUGUCUACACAGAAACUUGGCUCACUGAACAAUGAGCCAGCGCUACCUUCUACAAGUUAUUUACCUGCUACUCCCAGUGUGGUGCCAUCUUCCUCAUAUAUCCCGAGUUCUGAAUCACAGCCAGCUGGCUCUGCACGAGAGGCCUUGCAGACUAACAGGCAGACUGAAGAGCCUGCAGCUCCAAAUGCUACCACAACUCUUCCUGCGCAAUUCAAGCAAAGAACUCCCAUGUACAACAGUAACUCGAAUCCACCUGCAACUACACCUACCUCACCCCUCACACCUACCACACCUCCUGCCAUCUCCCCUGCAGCACAGGCACCACAAGUGGCCCCUCAAACUCAACAACAGCCACCACCGAAAAAAAGCCUCUCUCUUACAAGGGAGCAAAUGUAUGCUGCACAGGAAAUGUUCAAGACUGCAAACAAAGUUACAAGGCCAGAAAAGGCUCUUAUACUUGGAUUCAUGGCAGGAUCCAGAGAGAAUCCUUGCCAAGAGCAAGGUGACAUCAUUCAGAUUAAGCUUAGUGAGCAUACAGAAGAUUUACCAAAGGCAGAUGGCACUGGCAGCACCACUAUGUUGGUUGAUACAGUCUUUGAAAUGAACUAUGCUACUGGUGAAUGGACCAGAUUCAAGAAGUACAAACCUAUUACUAAUGUUUCUUAAGAGUUGCAGCGACAGCAGACUGGACCAAAUCAAGCUUAGAGUCAACCAGCUCAUAGAGUAUGUCAACUGUACAAAAUGGCAUUUGUGUACAUUUAUUACCCUCCAGCAUAGAAGCUGUGGCUCUUCAACCUAACUGGGCUCAGUGAAUGCAGAAGAAGAUGGUGUUGAAUUUACUUUUUUCCUUUUUUUAUUAUCUGGAAAAGGUGAUUUGAGGGAGGAAAUGGUUGGUGGCUUUUUAUUCUUUUUUUUUUUUUUUUUUAAUGCAAUUUAAGAUGCUGGAAGAGGAGAGGAGAUCACAAUGGAAAGAUUAAAGAUGGGAGCAGUUUACUUCUGAGUACCUGAAGAGAAGACUACUGCACAGUCAUUCACAGUUUACCAUUUAAACAAGGGCACAGAUCUUUAUUUUUUAAAGAAACUAUUUUCUUUGACUACAUGGGUUCCAUGAGCACAUGGAAGCACACAUGGCCGCUUUAUUUUGUAAUUCAGGUGCAGUACACCUAAAUACUGCAGGUGAUAGAUACCUAGUGUCUAAUGGUACCCACUGUAUGUCCAGCUCAUUUAUUCUUGAGGCAUAGGAUGGGAUUGAGUAUCUUUCAUUUGCUAUAUUGUCUAUGUCCAUACACAGCAUGAGUUAACCUAUGUUUGGCAUUACUUGAGAUCAAGAAAAACUGAAUAUCAUAGUUUUCUGAUGGGGAAAAAAUAGCAUAACCAGGGAAAAAUUGAAAGGAAGCAGUGGGCUGCUGCUGUGUGGAAAUCAUUGCCAUGUCAUUUUUAGGGUAAAAGCUUAUCAAUGGCUAUUGCAUGCCAAGUCCUUCAAACAGCCUGGGAGGAAACAAGGCUAGAACAUAUCAAUACUGAUUGCAGCAUUUUUGUUUUUUGAAUGGCCCUGGAGAUGGUUGCAUCAACCAAUCUCUGAAUAAGAUGAUUAGGAGGUGGUGGUAAAGUAUGGUUGGUUGGGCAGUCAUAAGGUGCUUGAUCACCUUAUCCAAAAAGUUCAGAAUGAGUAUAGCUGUGGUUCCUACCUGUGUAGUUAUCAGUAUAAUCAUUAAUGUGGCUGCAGUUAUUCUGGCAUAUAAAUGUGCCUUAGAUGUAUCCCCUUCUAGUAGAAGCACAUUUUGAUCUUUGUAACACCAUUAGUUUCAGCUGUCCUUAAUUGUUCAAGUAUAGCUUGCAUUUAUUGCAAGGGAUUGUGUACAUAGUUCAGGAUUCAUUGUUUGGAGCCUUGUUUGCAUUCUUUGAGGGAGACUUGGUUUAAAUGUCUGGUUUCUGCCAGUGCUUGUGUGUAGAGCUGUGCUUAGUUGGGAAUGGUGCUUGGAAGGAAGAAGUACAACACAGUGCAGUGGGUUUUCUGCUGCUGAGAGGGUACCUCAGGCUGACUGGCGGUUCAUGUUAAAGUGGAACUCGUAGGACAAAAUGAGGCUUUUCUCUCUCUCUUUUUUUUUUUUUUUUUUUU
Lagopus muta (rock ptarmigan) is the source of this 3181-nucleotide messenger RNA. It is a transcript of the gene NELFA, whose product is annotated as negative elongation factor complex member A. Gene Ontology annotation, biological process: negative regulation of transcription elongation by RNA polymerase II. The coding region runs from base 109 to 1728 and encodes 539 amino acids. The record is from RefSeq and is a predicted model, not a curated record. The transcript has 11 exons. Lineage: Eukaryota; Metazoa; Chordata; Aves; Galliformes; Phasianidae. Gene Ontology annotation, cellular component: NELF complex.